Messenger RNA from Molossus molossus (Pallas's mastiff bat), 294 nucleotides. RefSeq names its product MAP3K7 C-terminal-like protein. The record is from RefSeq and is a predicted model, not a curated record. The transcript has 2 exons. Bases 1 to 294 code for a protein of 97 amino acids. Lineage: Eukaryota; Metazoa; Chordata; Mammalia; Chiroptera; Molossidae. Gene Ontology annotation, cellular component: cytosol; nucleus.
AUGCCUCUGCUCACAAAGACAGAUUCUGACAGGCACAAUGUGUGUGUGGCUGACACAGUCCCUAAUUAUGAGCAGAGUGCCUUUAAGAGUCCACUUGGCACACAGAGCCCAAGGGAGGAGCUGGUCGCCAAGCUGUCGCAGGCGGAGGAGGAGAAGGUGGACGCCGCUCAGCUGGCCCACAAGUUCGAGGCGCUGAGCGAGGAGAACCGCACCUUGAAGUUGGCCCAGUCCCAGUGCGUGGAGCAGCUGGAGAAACUCAGGAUCCAGUUCCAGAAGAGACAGGGCUCCUCUUAG